UUCCGCGGACUCCACCGGAAGCACUGUUGCCCGUCUGCGAUGAUAGCUGAAGUGGUGUUUUUCUCCAGUGUAAUAAUCAGAGAGUGUGUUUAUUAAAGAUGAGCUGCUCGCUGCAGACGCAGGUCUGCUCCAUCCUGGAGGUGCUGCUGAAGGCGGCGGCGGCGCAAAUCGGGCAGCUGCUGCAGGAGGACGCGGCCGCGGUGCAGAUGGAGAUCCGCCGCAGGAACGAGGAAAUCCGCAGCCUGAAGAGCCGCCUGUGGAGCUGCGAGAGCCGGCUGGAGAAACUGACCGCUGCCCGCUGCUCUGUCGGCGUACAGGUGCACAUCACCGACCCCGGUGUGACGGCUCACGAUCAGGAGACGCUCAUGUUGACCAGUCCAAUGAUGAACGUCGUUUCAGAGGAGAAACCUCUUAUUCCUCGUGCACCUGAGCUCCAAUUACAGCCUCUUAAACGAGAAGAUCCAGCGAGUCGAGCAGCUCCACAUGCAGAAGAGGAAGAAGAAGAAGAGGAAGAGCUCAGCGGUCUGGAGCUCCAGAUGAAGAUAGAGCAGGUGGAGGAGUUUGUAGACCGGAAACUCAGCAUUCAUGAUGGAAACUCUCAGAUUUGGAGCUCGCAGAAAGAUUUCCAGCAUCAUCAGAGUCUAGCGGAGCCUGAAUCACAUGCACAGAGCUUUCCAGAUGCACAUGCUAUGAUGAUGGAGGAUUCUGGGGCUUUAUCUGCUUUAGUUCAGGAGAACGACAGGAAUAAUGACUGUGAUUUUAAUCUCCUACAGUCUCACGGACACAGCAGCGUAUCGGACGCAUUCUCACUCUCAGCAUCACAUCCGCCUAAAACACACACACAGAGUCUGCAGCAAGGUGUGACGGCUCACGAUCAGGAGACGCUCAUGUUGACCAGUCCAAUGAUGAACGUCGUUUCAGAGGAGAAACCUCUUAAUCCUCGUGCACCUGAGCUCCAAUUACAGCCUCUUAAACGAGAAGAUCCUGCGAGUCGAGCAGCUCCACAUGCAGAAGAGGAAGAAGAAGAGGAAGAGCUCAGCGGUCUGGAGCUCCAGAUGAAGAUCGAGCAGGUGGAGGAGUUUGUAGACCGGAAACUCAGCAUUCACGAUGGAAACUUUUAUUUUUGGAGUCCGCAGAAAGAGCUUGGGCAUCAUCAGAGUCUAGCGGAGCCUGAAUCACAUGCACAGAGCUUUCCAGAUGCACAUGUUAUGAUGAUGGAGGAUUCUGGAGCUUCAUCUGCUUUAGUUCAGGAGAACGACAGGAAUAAUGACUGUGAUUUUAAUCUCCUACAGUCUCACGGACACAGCAGCGUAUCGGACGCAUUGUCACUCUUAGCAUCACAUCCGCCUAAAACACACACACAGAGUCUGCAGCAAGGUGUGACGGCUCACGAUCAGGAGACGCUCAUGUUGACCAGUCCAAUGAUGAACGUCGUUUCAGAGGAGAAACCUCUUAUUCCUCAUGCACCUGAGCUCCAAUUACAGCCUCUUAAACGAGAAGAUCCUGCGAGUCGAGCAGCUCCACAUGCAGAAGAGGAAGAAGAAGAAGAGCUCAGCGGUCUGGAGCUCCAGAUGAAGAUCGAGCAGGUGGAGGAGUUUGUAGACCGGAAACUCAGCAUUCAUGAUGGAAACUCUCAGAUUUGGAGCUCGCAGAAAGAUUUCCAGCAUCAUCAGAGUCUAGCGGAGCCUGAAUCACAUGCACAGAGCUUUCCAGAUGCACAUGCUAUGAUGAUGGAGGAUUCUGGGGCUUUAUCUGCUUCAGUUCAGGAGAACGACAGGAAUAAUGACUGUGAUUUUAAUCUCCUACAGUCUCACGAACACAGCAGCGUAUCGGACACAUUCUCACUCUCAGCAUCACAUCCGCCUAAAACACACACACAGAGUCUGCAGCAAGGAGAGGAUCAGCGGCUCCCGACAAGCCUCAAACCGUUCCGCUGUGAGGAGUGUGGGAAGAGCUUCAUGCAGCGCACAAAACUGAUCACACACGGACGCGUGCACACCGGAGAAAAGCCCUUCCGCUGCCGGUUCUGCGGGAAGAUGUUCUCCAGGCAGGACAACUGUCUGCGGCACAUGCGCUUGCAUGGCAGACAGAGCUCGCAGGCACGUAACACUGGACUGAGGGGUGCUGCACAAAACAAAGGGAUUAAGGCCUUUUCACACCAAGGAAGAUAACAAUAAAUAUAAGGCAAAAAAAUCUUAAAAUUCUAAUAUCAAGAAACAUUUUCUAGACAAAAUAGUCUUAUUUUCAGAAAUAUUAAGUGAGUUUUUCCUUAAAUUACACAUGAAAUCAAAACUAAGCAUAUUGAUGUUGUGAGCUCACAUUGCUAGUUUCCUGGUGAAGAAUUCAUCUGUGCAUGUCAUUGAGAAAAAAACAAAUAUUGCACCGUUCUAAUCUAUAAUUGAAAUAUAAAAACGCACUUCCUGUUUGUUUUCAGGUAAAUUUUCAGAUUAGGUCUCUCUGAGGCAUUGGGCGUGGCUAACAUGCUUAACCACGCCCCCUCCAUCUAUGUUUAGGUUAUGCUUUUCAUUCCAGCAGGUGUCCUCUGUGUGUGACUAGCACAAUUUAAGUCAAUCCAGCUCGUUAUUAAAAUUGUAUUCAUUUACUCAUGACAAACGAUCUAUUCAAACAGUGAAUGUCGUGAUUUCAGUCAGCGUAGUAGAAAAUGAACUAAUUAUUUUUGCAUUUUCAUCAACACCAAAACUAGCACUGGAUACCUGAGGCGCUUGUAUUGUUAUACUUCAGUUAGCGAGCCCCUUUUUUAAUCAUUAUCUGUUUUUCACUAUCUAUUAUUUAUCAUUAUGUGCCAAUUGUUUCUCGCCAUUAUCUUUAAACAAUCUUUUAAAAGAGCUUCUCCAAAAAUGUCGCCUUAAAUUGUGUGAGCUCUUUACAUCUCAGUGAUUCUGAUUGGCUGUCAGGGUUUGAUCAGCUGUUGUUGUGGUGUAAACUUCUUUAACACUGUGAGUGAUUUUUAAAAAUACAUCUUUGUUUAUGUUACGAUGUGUUUAUAGUUAUCGUGAUUGGUGUGAACGGGCUUUUAAGCUAGGUUUUUAAAGCUAUCCUGGAUUAAUUUAACUAUUACUCAGUUGCACGAAUGCAGGCUAAAUUCAGUCACUUUGGGUAUUUAUUUGCAGCUAGCAUCCAGAGCAGGCUCAAUUUCUGGUGAUUUAUUUGUUAUUUUUGCUGUUAAUGCUACUAGAAAUUAAUGUGUUUUACAAUCCCGCUAUGUUCAUGAUUAAAAUGCAGUGGUUCCCUAUAAUGUUGAAUGGAAAGAGCACAGACAGAGCCUUAUUUACUUAUAUGAAGAGAUUUCUUUUGUGCAACUUUUAAAUUGGGGCUUGUUUUAAAAAUGUAAUUUAGAUUUGUUUUAUUUUAAUCUCACAAAGACAUGAGCAGCAAUGGCUUAAUAAAAGGACGCCUAUUCAUUUACUGUA
Messenger RNA from Danio rerio (zebrafish), 3431 nucleotides. The record is from RefSeq and is a predicted model, not a curated record. Lineage: Eukaryota; Metazoa; Chordata; Actinopteri; Cypriniformes; Danionidae.